AUGGCUUCUCCUGCAAUAGACCUUCUGAUUGGCAAAAUAGUAUCGUUUCUUGAAAGUGAAGUCUCAUUGCUAGAAGGAGUUCAUGAUGAGCUAGGAGAAGUCAAGCUUGAGCUGUUAACCAUGAAGGCCUUCUUGGAGGAUGCAGAAAGGAAGGGAGCUCUCGGUGAAGUAGAGAAAACAUGGGUGGCAAAUGUGAGAGAUGUCUCCAUUGACGUAGAAGACAUCAUGGAUGAGUUCACGUAUCAGACAAACAAGCGAAGAAGUUGGGGUCCGUUCACAAAAGCCUUCAGUAAGACACUACGUCUCCCACAAAACAUUUGGGAGAGGCAUCGGAUUGCCACAAAGUUGCAGAAGAUCAUGAAAACAAUCAAAGAUAUUCCAGAGAGAAGCCGGCGUUAUGGUUCUUUACGCAUAGAAGGCAGUACUUCCCACCAUGUUGGGAACCGGGUCGAAGUCUGUGGCGAGUCGUCUCUUUUCUUGAAAGAUGAUGAUCUUGUGGGGAUCACAGAUGCUAAGAAGAAAAUAGUUGGAUGGUUAUCGUCUGGCCAUUCUCAGAGAACUGUCAUUACGGUUGUAGGAAUGGGGGGUUCGGGAAAGACGACCUUAGUUGCAAGCAUCUUCAACAGUCAAACUGUACAACAUUUCAACUGCUACACCUGGAUUACAGUCUCACAAAGUUAUACUAUUGAAGAUCUGUUUCGAGUCAUGAUCAAUGAACUCUUUGCAGCGGCACAAAUAGAUGUUCCUCAAAACUUGAGCAACAUGAGUUAUAGACAUUUAGUGGAAUUGCUUGUCCGCUACUUGCAGCCAAGGAGGUAUAUGAUUGUCUUAGAUGAUGUGUGGGACACAAAUCUUUGGAGAUCCAUAGAUGUUGCACUUCCCAAAGGAACUCAUGGUAGCCGCAUCAUGCUUACAACUCGGAACAAAGACAUUGCUUCUCUGGCGUUUGGAGUCGAGAGUCAUGUUCAUCAGAUUGAACCUCUUAAUACAAGUGAUGCUUGGGAUCUUUUCUCCAGAAGAGCAUUCUCUAGUGUGAGAGACAAGUCUUGUCCACCAGAGCUUCAACUCAUAGCUAGGGAGCUCGUAGGAAAAUGUGAAGGCUUACCUCUAGGACUCGUGGCUUUGGGUUCGCUCAUGUCAACCAAAAGAUUUGUGUCCGAGUGGAAGAAAGUUUACAAUGGCAUGAGUUGGGAGCUCAGCAAUAAUCCGACACUUGAAGUAGUGAAGAGCAUUUUGUUGCUAAGCUUCAAUGAUCUAUCUCACCGACUCAAGCACUGCUUCUUAUAUUUCUGCAUUUUUCCAGAAGAUGACACCAUUAAGGGGAAAAGGCUAGUUCGGUUGUGGAUAGCAGAGGGAUUUAUUGAACAAGUUAGAGGGGCUCAGCCAGAAGAGAUAGCUGAGAGCUACCUAGCAGAGCUAACUUGCCGCUGUAUGCUUCAAGUGGUUGAGAGAGAACCAUCUGGAAGGGCAAAAAAAUUUAAAAUGCAUGACCUUUUGCGAGAACUUGCAAUUUCAAUUUCAGAAGAACUGAAGUUUUGUACUACGUAUAAUAAGAAUGAAACAAAAGAAGACAGACGAGCUCCACGCCGCCUUUCAAUACAAGGAUGCUCUGGAGAAGUACGAGCACACAAAGACAUGUCAAAGGUUCGCUCAUUCUUUAUCUUUGCUCCUAAGAUGAUGACCUCUUCUUCAUUGGAGAUAGUACUACCAUCUGGUUUUAAACUGUUGAGGGUCUUGGAUCUUAAAUAUGCACCGAUUCAUGAAUUGCCAGAUGAAAUAAUGAAGUGCUUCAACUUGACGAGUUUGAACUUGAAAGGGACAGAAGUCAGAAAGCUUCCAAAACAGAUAGGGAAUCUCCAGAACUUGGAAACGUUGGACAUUAGGGACUCCAAUAUAAGGGUACUUCCAGUUGGAAUUGUAGAGUUACAAAAGUUGCGACAUCUUUUCAUGUACCAUUUCAAUUAUGGUGCUUAUAAGUGUUUUGAUAGCUUUCAAGGCACCCAAGCACCAGCAAGCAUAUAUAAGCUGCAGAGUCUGCAAAUUUUGGAUUCAGUCGUGGUAGGAAACAAGUAG
This is a messenger RNA of Fragaria vesca subsp. vesca, 2073 nucleotides long. RefSeq names its product disease resistance protein RPM1-like. The record is from RefSeq and is a predicted model, not a curated record. The coding region runs from base 1 to 2073 and encodes 690 amino acids. Lineage: Eukaryota; Viridiplantae; Streptophyta; Magnoliopsida; Rosales; Rosaceae. The transcript is spliced from 2 exons.